Molecule: messenger RNA, 391 nt
Organism: Fusarium graminearum PH-1
Lineage: Eukaryota; Fungi; Ascomycota; Sordariomycetes; Hypocreales; Nectriaceae
Exons: 2
Coding region: 56-262 (68 amino acids)
Source: RefSeq, a predicted model, not a curated record
AUCAAAAUUUCACAUUCUUUCCAAUAAAUCCCUCAAACAACACCCACAACUCAAAAUGAAGCUGAACUUCCUCCUUACCGCGGCUCUCGUUGCUGCUCCUGUCAUGGCCGCCUCAAGCACUACAACAUCGACUGAGACCGCCAAGGCGACCAAGACCAGUGCCGCCUCCAAGACCUCCAAAGCCGCUGCUGCUCCUACUAUGGGUGUCGAUAUGUUGGGUGUUGCAGGUGUCGCUGGUGUCAUUGCUGCUAUGGCUCUUUGAUUGACUGCCUGACGCGUGUGCUAUGAGCUUAGCGAGAAUAUUUUUCUGCGACUCCUGCAUAGUUACUUUCUUGACUUUAUUACAAUCAAUUUACAAACGCACUAUUAAUUCCUUAUCACAAUGAGUACA